ACCCACAUAAUAAUAGUACGGUCGGAACAGGAUUGGAUUUGGUCGUCAAUUCUUCUUCUCAGUGAUUGAAAAUCAAAAUUUAAAAAGAGAUCCCGCCUACGCAGUCAGUCAGAUCCAGAGAUGGAGAAAAUAUGCGUUGCAGUGAGGGUGAGGCCCCCUGUAAGUGAAAGUGUAGAUCUCGCUGCCGCUGCUUGUAGUCAUUGGAAGGUGGAGGACAACCGUAUUUCGCUGCAUAGGUCUCUAGCCGGCACCCCUCUUCCCCCGGCUCUUUCCUAUGCUUUCGAUCAUGUUUUCGACAAGGAUUCCUCCAAUUCUAGCGUUUAUGACCUCCUCAUCAAGGAUAUCAUCCAUGCCGUCCUUCAAGGCUUCAAUGGUACUGCAUUCGCAUACGGACAAACAAGUAGUGGUAAAACAUUUACUAUGAACGGAUCUCACAAUGAUCCCGGAAUUAUUCACCGUGCUGUCAGAGAUAUAUUCUCCAACACAAACAUGUCCACUGAGAGGGAGUUUCUCAUAAGAGUCUCUUACAUGGAGAUAUAUAACGAAGAAAUCAAUGACCUUUUUGCUGUUGAGAAUCAGAAACUGCAGAUUCAUGAAAGUUUGGAGCGUGGUAUAUAUGUUGCAGGCCUUAGGGAAGAGAUCGUUAAUAGUGCUGACCAAGUACUUAAGCUCAUUCAAAUGGGGGAAGUUAACAGACACUUUGGCGAGACCAAUAUGAAUGUUCGAAGUAGCAGAUCCCACACAAUCUUUCGGAUGGUGAUUGAGAGCAAGGGGAAAGACUCAGCUUUGGAUGAUGCUAUUCGUGUUUCUGUCUUGAAUUUGGUAGACUUAGCUGGAUCUGAACGGAUUGCCAAAACUGGAGCUGGUGGAGUUCGAUUGAAGGAAGGAAAGCACAUAAACAAGAGUUUAAUGAUUCUUGGCAACGUCAUUAAUAAAUUGAGUGAUGGUGCCAAGCAAAGGGGACAUAUUCCUUAUCGUGAUAGCAAGCUCACCCGUAUCCUUCAACCUGCACUUGGUGGCAAUGCGAAAACUUCAAUUAUCUGUACUGUGGCACCAGAGGAGGUUCAUAUAGAGGAAACAAAGGGAACCCUUCAGUUUGCCAGUCGAGCUAAACGUAUUACAAACUGUGUGCAAGUAAACGAGAUUCUGACGGAUGCUGCAUUACUGAAGCGACAAAAACUUGAGAUAGAGGAAUUACGCAUGAAACUUGAGGGAUCUCAUGCGGGGGUUCUGGAACAAGAGAUCUUGAAACUGAGAAAUGAUAUGCUCAAGUAUGAGGUAGAGCGCGAAAAGCUUGCUAUGGAAUUGGAGGAGGAGAAGAGGAAAUCACACAGAGCCCAGGGUAGUGAAUCUUUGACACAAUCUCACAAAGAAGACUCUUUUAGCACACAACAAGGAGAUGCAUUCAGUACCCCUACUUUUAAACCAGCCCCACAUGCAUUUGUUGCUAAAAGAUCUUCUUAUCAUUCUACAACACCUGAAUAUAGCCCUCUUCCAUAUGAAUUCGGUGAGGUUGCUGACGAAGACACAUGGUUCAAGAUGAACAACGGCUUCAUAGCUGACCUUGAUUCAAUUCGUAUGACUCCAGCAAAACAAGUUUCUUCCGUUCCAUCAAUUGAUGAUUGCCAAAUUGGUAAUUACAAACAAGUUGAGGAUCUGCAAAGACAAGUGCAGGAAGCUAUUGCUGAAAAAAAUGAAUUUAUGAAACUGCAUCAAGAGCAAUUAGUGUUGAACAACCAACUGACGGAAGAGAUAUCAAAACUUAAGAAAGAAGCUCAGGAAGUUCAUCAGAGGUUGAGGGAGUCUUGCAAAGCUGUAAAUGAGGAGAUAUGCUCUACUUUUCAGAGUGUGGAUGACGACGACGACAAGUCCACAACUGCAAAAUUGUCUUCUAGAACAAGUGAAUUCGUCAUGUUUCUUAUGUCAACUUUGGAAGCGAAUGUGUCUAUGGCUACCCACAAGAAUGAAGAAAAUAAAAGCAGUUCCAGAAAAGAUAAAGAUGGCAACAAACACAAGGUAGAUGCCUGGACAAGUUACUACUACAUGCGCAUUUUAAAAUUAUUCAUCAUCUUAAUCUUGAGUUGUAGUCUCUCCUACAUUUUAUACAGGACUGCACACAAAUUGCUUCUUGGAAGACGGAAUUGAGUGGUGAAAUCAAGGAAAUAUAUGAGAGGCUAGAGCAAGAGUUAGAUACUAACAACCACCUUCUAGAAGCUUCUAAAGAAAGAGUUGUUGGUCUUGAAAGGGAGUCUCGGAUCUUAUUAGCAGAAAGAGAUGAUCUCCAACUAGCUGUAUCUGAUUCAUCAAAAAGGCUUGCAUCAUUGAGUCAGCAAAAUGAAAAGAUUUUUCAGGAUUUGGCUUGUGAAAUUCAGAGGAGGAAAGGUCUAGAGGAAGAAAUCAAACAGUUUAGUAUUGCUUUUGCGUCUCGCCAAAGGUCACUCAUUUCAUUCCAUUGUGACUUCAAAUCUAAGUUAGAUCAUUUGAAAGCUCAAAGCCCACCCAAGUCUUCUAUUGGAGGAAGGAAUUUUCUCUAAUUCAUGUAAAACUACUAUAACUACUUUUCAUGUAUCUAAGUAUUUUCAGAUUUUUUUUUUUUGUUAUCUGUCCCAUUUUCCACCUUAGUCAAAAUGUAAUGCCUAAUAGUAGAAUUUGUGUAAGAAUUCUUGCAUCAUUUUAAAGGCUUGUAUAUUUAUGUGUUUGAUGAAUUCCACCUUAG
Helianthus annuus (common sunflower) is the source of this 2716-nucleotide messenger RNA. RefSeq names its product kinesin-like protein KIN-7N. Bases 121 to 2145 code for a protein of 674 amino acids. NCBI's taxonomy places the organism in Eukaryota, Viridiplantae, Streptophyta, Magnoliopsida, Asterales, Asteraceae. The record is from RefSeq and is a predicted model, not a curated record. The transcript has 18 exons. Gene Ontology annotation, molecular function: ATP binding; microtubule motor activity; microtubule binding. Gene Ontology annotation, biological process: microtubule-based movement.